Messenger RNA from Lactuca sativa (garden lettuce), 2031 nucleotides. It is a transcript of the gene AMS, whose product is annotated as basic helix-loop-helix (bHLH) DNA-binding superfamily protein. The record is from RefSeq and is a predicted model, not a curated record. Lineage: Eukaryota; Viridiplantae; Streptophyta; Magnoliopsida; Asterales; Asteraceae. Gene Ontology annotation, cellular component: nucleus. Gene Ontology annotation, molecular function: protein dimerization activity; sequence-specific DNA binding; DNA-binding transcription factor activity. Gene Ontology annotation, biological process: regulation of DNA-templated transcription.
UUUACAUGUAUGUAUAUGUAUAUGUAUAUGUAUAUAUACGUGUAUAUAUGGAUAUUUAUGUAUAUGACCUUCACUAGGGCUUCUUAUUGUGUUUUAUUUUGGGUGUAGGGAGAUGGAAGUGCUUCAAGAGGUAAUGGAGAGGCUAAGAUCAAUUGUGGGUCCUGAGAGUUGGGAUUACUGUGUCCUUUGGAAACCAAGUAAAGAUCAAAGGUUGAUUGAAUGGGCGGAUUGCUGUUGUUCUGGGAGCAAUGGAAGCCAUGGAAAUGGUGGAGAGGAUGAACAACGAGUUCUCUUUCAAUGCAAAGAUGUCACCUUCAAUCACUCAACCAAGGAUGCUUGCCACCUUCUUUCACUUUUACCUUCUUCCAUGCCUUAUGAUCACUCUGGGAUAUAUGGACAAACCAUGAUAUCUAAUCAACCACGAUGGCUAAACUUUUCCAAUAGCUCCAAUACUGAUUUUUCUGAGGAUAAUCUUGGGACCAAAGCUUUGAUUCCUGUUCCGAUUGGACUUGUUGAACUCUUUGUAUCUAAACAAAUACCAGAAGAUCAAAGCAUCAUUGAUUUUGUGACCACUCUAUUUAACAUGUCACUAGAACAACAUCCUAUCUUGAACACGAACAACAAUGUGGACUCAAGCUUCUCGGUAAACAUGGACAAUUUAGACAAUGAAGAAUCAAAGGAUUACAUAGCUCAAGUACUCGACGACCAAAAAGAUCCAAAUAACCAUUUCCAACCACCGAUUUCUCCGGCGACCAUGUUAGAAAACCUAAACCUCUCACCCCACAAUAUCUCUGAUAACCAUUUGCAUCCGAUGAACUUCUUGCAACAAUUCAACUAUAGUGAAAAUCGAAAUGGCAAGAACAUGUUCUUGGAAGGCACGAGUGAGCCGAUGAUGAUGAACCAUGAUGACCCUUUUGACCCUAAUUCAGAGGAGAAUGUAGGGUUUGACCAUGAGAUUGAUAUGGCCUUGCAAGGGCAAAUGAUGGGUGAGAAUAUGAACAAGGGGCACCUCAUGGAACCAUUGGAGAAUGGUGCAAAGAAGCAAGGGGACAUGAAUCGUUCGGAUUCUGUCUCCGAUUGUAGUGAUCAAAAUGAUGAAGAAGAUGAUCCAAAAUGUCGGAGGAGGAAUGGAAAGCCACAGUCGAAGAACCUUAUGGCGGAGCGUAAGAGACGAAAGAAGCUUAAUGAUCGCCUCUAUACUCUUCGUUCUUUAGUACCCAAAAUCACCAAGUUGGAUAGAGCCUCUAUACUAAAAGAUGCAAUCGAGUAUGUGAUGGAGUUGAAGAGGCAAGUAGAAGAACUCCAAAAUGAGUUGGAAGAGAACUCCGAUGACGAGGGUACCACAAAUAACCAAAGCACAAUUGUUGAACAAGAGGUGAUGCAUGGCAAUGGAAGCAACCUAAAACGUAGGUUUAGCCAUGGACAUGGGAUGUUCGUGAAUGGUCCUCAAUUAGAAGCUUAUUCAGGCGUCGGUGCCAUUGAUGUCCCAAAACAUACCCCAGACACCGAAGGUGCUAACGAGAAAGGGCAACAAAUGGAGCCACAAGUGGAAGUUGCAUCCUUAGAUGGAAACGAAUUUUACGUGAAGGUAUUUUGUGAGCACAAACCAGGAGAAUUUGUGAGGUUAAUGGAAGCAUUCAACUCUCUAGGACUCGAAGUGACAAAUGUGAAUGUUACUAGCUUCAGAUGUUUGGUUUUGAAUGUCUUCAAAGUUGAGAGGAAAGAUAGUGAAAUGGUGCAAGCAGACCAUGUCAGGGAAUCCCUGCUUGAGAUAACACGAAACCCUUCUAGAGGGUGGCCGGAAACCACCACCAAAGCACCAGAAAAUGGGCAUGGCAUGGCGGACCACCAACUCCACCACCACCAUCACAACCACAAUCACCACCACAACCACCAUUCCCACCUCCAUAAUCACCAGAAACCACAGUACCACUACAAUGCAAUUUAUCAAGUUCUUAACUGAAGUGUUCAAAACACUUUUUAGUUUCCAUGUUUUAGCUUCAUAUGAAACACAUGAUCUGUUGUCUACUU